AUAACAGCUUUAUAAUGACCUUCGAUUUUAUUUACAUUUAACUCUGGACGGUUGCUUAGAGAUAAAUGAUAAAGUCAAUGUAACACAAAGGAAGUUGAGAAAACGGCUUCAUAACUGGUUUUAACGUAACGGUCUUUUGUCAGUAACGAAUUAUUUAGUUGUAAAAAGAUUAAUAGCAAAUAACAUGGCUUGGCAAUCCAGUUCAUCUUCCAUACAGGAUAAACUGUUAUAUUUAAUGGCAACAAAAGAAAUGUGCGAUGUAAAUUUAAUUAUUGGCCACGAUAAAGUACUAUUUACCACGCAUACUUUCUUAUUGUCAAUGUUUAGUGAAGUCUUCCAAAAAAUGUUUCUUGGACACACCACAAAGAAAAUGUUUAACAUCGAAUUACCUGAUGACAACGUUGAAGCAUUUCACGUUUUUCUAGAAUAUGUUUACACCAAUAAAGUUAUUUUACGAUCUGUUGAUGAAGCUAUAUCAUGUAUACAAUUUGCUGAAAAGUAUUCUGUAAAACAUAUGAUGGACGUAUGCUUAGUUUACCUGGCAAAUAAUAUAUCGCCGAAUUCUGUCUUGAAAAUAUACGAAAUUUCGUCUGCAAAGCGUAAAAACGAAUUGAAAUUUAAAUGUUGGGAUUACAUAACCGAAAACGCUUCAGUAAUCGUUAAGCAAGAUUAUAUUAAACACGUCACAUUUCAAACUAUGAUGGAUAUUGUAUCAGAAGACAGUUUAGCAUUGAAAUCUGAAGUCGAUAUGUAUGAUGCAGUUAUUAAAUGGGGAAAAGAGAACUAUCCAAAUCAUUCGACACAUGAACUUCGCGAAAAAUUAAAUCCACUUCUUAAUCAAGUUCGAUUUUUAAGAAUGACAUGCAAUCAAUUUGCGGGUAAUCCAACUAAAGACCAGAUCCUUACUAUGAAUGAGAAAUUAGAGAUAUUCAGAGAAAUUUCGAGGCCUACACUAAAAAACAAAAGUGAAUAUAGUUCAAUUAUUGAUCAAUGGAGAAAACCAAGAAACCAUUGUGAGAAUAUUGAAACUAAUAAAUUGUUUAUGUUCAGAAAUUUUCUAUACGCACUGGAAAAGUAUCAAUCGAAUGAUCCUAACAGUUAUUUAAAGGGGAUACCAUUUUAUGUGGAACAUUACCCGCCAGUUAAUAAAGCUUCGAGUAAAAAUUAUAAAAUUCAAUUUUUCUUUUAUAAUAAUAAGACAAUGAUUGAAGAACAAAGAGGAAGUAUUAACUGUAGAGGAAUAAUCAAAAUACGUGCCGAUUCUAGUAACAAUUUGAUGAUAGAAAGAGAAUUAAUUAAUAUAAAAAUGGGUAAUACUAGUGGAAUCGUUUUCACAUCGUUAUCAGUUUAUAUAACGUUAAAUAUAAAUACUAAUUUAUAUAUUUUGAUAAAAGACAAGACAGAUUCUCGUUUCGAAGGAAUACCUUCAACUGAUAAUUCUUCAAGAAAUGGAUUUUGUUCAUAUGUUUGUUCGAAUUUAAAUGCUUUCGUGAGUUAUAUUAAAUCUAAAAUAAGAUAAGUUAUAUAACGGAUAAAACUUUCUGUCACAAAGAAAAAUUUUAUAACUUGUUUUGCAGAUUAAAAAUGUGUCAGUAAACUCGGGACCCCGCGGUUUUUCGGGACUCGGAUGAGGCCCCGAACAUCCAAAUUUACACAAGGGGAGUUCAAAAAGUUAUGGAAAAUGCAAAUAAAAAGACAUAAUUUCAAACUGAUAUAACACCAAAGAUGUAGCACUGUAAACUGUUAUAUGAAGAAGGAAAUUAUUACUGAUAUUUCAAGUACAGUAGACCUCCCUAUAACACAGUAGAUAAUUCCGUGUUAUAUGAAUUCCAUGUUGUACGAGUCACUUAGAUUUUACAAAUACGUGAGCCGUUCACAGCCCUUCAUACGUAUUUGUAAAAUCUAAGUGACUCGUACAACAUGGAAUUCAUAUAACACGGAAUUAUCUACUGUGUCAUAGGGGGUCUAUAGUAUACAUAAUUUCGUUUGAAAGAUAAAUGUAAUAAUUUUAUCAUUCCUUUUUGUGUAAUUCAUUUAAUCUAACAGCAUUUAUAUAUUUUUUAUUUUAAUACUAAUAUUACUGUAGUAGGAAAAUGUAUUGUUUCUGUAGUAAAAAUAAAGAGAAUUGUGUUUUAUAUAUUUAAAAA
Centruroides sculpturatus (bark scorpion) is the source of this 2147-nucleotide messenger RNA. RefSeq lists its product as uncharacterized. Gene Ontology annotation, cellular component: cytosol; P-body. Lineage: Eukaryota; Metazoa; Arthropoda; Arachnida; Scorpiones; Buthidae. The record is from RefSeq and is a predicted model, not a curated record. The transcript has 3 exons. Gene Ontology annotation, molecular function: protein binding. The coding region runs from base 185 to 1519 and encodes 444 amino acids. Gene Ontology annotation, biological process: neurogenesis.